This is a messenger RNA of Pogona vitticeps (central bearded dragon), 3579 nucleotides long. It is a transcript of the gene PAK3, whose product is annotated as p21 (RAC1) activated kinase 3. Gene Ontology annotation, biological process: protein phosphorylation. Lineage: Eukaryota; Metazoa; Chordata; Lepidosauria; Squamata; Agamidae. Gene Ontology annotation, molecular function: protein serine/threonine kinase activity; ATP binding. The record is from RefSeq and is a predicted model, not a curated record.
CACUCAGGCAGGCAAGCAUCCAGGCUACUAAUGUUAGGAUUGGAGGUCAGAAGCUGCUCUAUAGGGAGAAUGCAAAGCCUUUUCAUGGACUAACCCAGGAGUCUGCAUUUCUCCCCCAUCCCAGUUUAUUUUUUUUCUUUUUCCCCCUGUAGAGGAGAUUUUGCUUUGGAUGGUUGCACCAGAGCUUAAGGCGUGGACCGUCAGGCUGCAGUAUGACAGGACAAACAGCAGGAGGCUGUGAGGAUUGCUGAAGAUGUCCGAUAGUGUGGAUACGGAAGAGAAACCACCAGCCCCUCCGCUAAGAAUGAACAGCAACAACCGCGAUUCUUCGGCACUCAACCACGGCACCAAACCGCUCCCCAUGGCUCCAGAAGAGAAGAACAAGAAAGCUCGCCUGCGCUCGAUCUUUCCGGGAGGGGAUAAAACAAACAAGAAGAAGGAAAAAGAACGCCCUGAAAUCUCUCUCCCUUCAGAUUUCGAACACACGAUCCAUGUGGGGUUUGACGCAGUCACGGGCGAAUUCACAGGGAUCCCUGAGCAGUGGGCCAGACUACUACAGACGUCGAAUAUAACAAAACUGGAGCAGAAGAAAAACCCACAAGCUGUUCUAGAUGUCCUCAAAUUCUAUGAUUCCAAAGAAACAGUAAACAACCAGAAAUAUAUGAGCUUUACUUCUGGAGAUAAGAGCGCCCACGGCUAUAUCGCAGCCCAUCCGUCUAGCACGAAAACAGCCUCCGAACCCCCGCUAGCCCCCCCAGUUUCGGAAGAGGAAGAUGAGGAGGAUGAAGAAGAGGAUGAUGACAACGAACCGCCCCCUGUAAUCGCCCCACGUCCGGAGCAUACAAAGUCUAUUUAUACACGUUCUGUCAUUGAGCCGGUUGCCACCCCUGCUCCUGCUAAAGAACCGACCACCCCCCAGCCGGAGAACUCCAGCACGAACACUUUAUACAGGAAUACAGACCGGCAACGGAAAAAAUCUAAGAUGACCGACGAGGAGAUCUUGGAGAAAUUAAGAAGCAUUGUCAGUGUCGGCGAUCCAAAGAAGAAAUAUACGCGGUUUGAAAAAAUCGGACAAGGGGCAUCCGGCACGGUGUAUACGGCAAUAGACAUUGCCACCGGUCAAGAGGUUGCGAUCAAACAAAUGAAUCUCCAGCAGCAACCCAAAAAGGAAUUAAUAAUCAAUGAAAUCCUGGUCAUGCGGGAAAAUAAGAACUCCAACAUUGUGAACUAUUUAGAUAGUUACCUUGUUGGUGAUGAGCUUUGGGUUGUGAUGGAAUACUUAGCUGGAGGUUCCCUGACUGAUGUUGUCACAGAAACAUGCAUGGAUGAAGGACAGAUUGCUGCUGUCUGUAGAGAGUGUCUGCAAGCGCUGGAUUUCUUGCAUUCGAACCAAGUCAUCCACCGAGACAUCAAGAGCGACAACAUCCUUCUCGGGAUGGACGGAUCGGUCAAACUUACUGACUUCGGCUUCUGUGCUCAGAUCACUCCCGAACAGAGUAAGCGAAGCACGAUGGUGGGCACCCCUUACUGGAUGGCCCCCGAAGUGGUCACGAGAAAAGCUUAUGGCCCCAAAGUGGACAUCUGGUCCUUAGGGAUCAUGGCGAUCGAAAUGGUGGAAGGAGAACCUCCGUAUCUUAAUGAAAAUCCUCUCAGGGCCUUAUAUUUGAUAGCUACAAAUGGGACACCAGAGCUUCAGAAUCCUGAGAGACUUUCUGUUGUUUUCCGAGACUUUUUGAACCGCUGCCUCGAGAUGGACGUGGACAGACGAGGGUCAGCAAAGGAGCUCUUGCAGCAUCCAUUUUUAAAACUGGCUAAGCCACUCUCGAGCCUGACUCCCUUGAUCAUCGCUGCAAAGGAGGCUAUAAAGAACAGCAGUCGUUAACCCCUUGAAGAGCACCCGCCCGGAUCUUCUUUGGCAGGACAGAACAGAGAACUUUGUAGGACUUCAGACGUUUUCUGCCACUGGACGGGCAUGGCACAAAAGCAUCACUGUCACAGUCUGGGGUGUGGGGGGAUGGAAGGACACUGCAGCCAUCGACCCCCCCUCCUCCUGAAGAGAAAAACCUAUCACGUGUCUUCUUUUACUCCCCCUCCAGACCCUUAAUUUAUUUCUAAGGCGUACAGGAGCGUCAUAGAUGGAGGCAGGGCCGAGAUGCCUCUUGGCUCUUUUCUGGUCCUUUCCGGGGCGCCGAUGGCACCGCACAAACGCUGCGCGCACUCCACCGGGACAGAACUGGCAAAGCCAACCCUUCUGAUUCCCCCCCCCUUUUCUGUUUGGCUUUGAAACUAAAGUGAUGUCCUCUUUCGCUGUUGGGGGAAAAAGAUCCCAUAGAUUUACUAGAUGCUGGUCCAUUUGCUUGUCAUGAAAGGAGGAGGAUUAUGAAGAAGCUUGCUUUAUUUAACCAAAUAAUAAUAACAAUAAUAAUAACAAUAAUAAUAAACCGCAAAGCAGAUGAAUCACAGCAUUCUCUUUUGGGGGGCGGUGGGCGGUGGGGGGUGUUUUGAAACAGAGGAUGCUGAUGGGGUUGCAUUCCCGAACAGCUGGAAGGAAGGUGUCUUGAACACUGGUGCUUUUAUGUUGGUGAGUUUUCCCACCCUAAAAUGGAGCAAAAUAGAGGAGCAUAGAAAUCACAUUGUUUCAGCUGGGCAUGUAUGAUUUAACAGCUGCAUGGGCAUACAUGAUAAUAGCACCAAUCCUGCUUCCAUUCACAAUACCGGGACCACUCCUCUCCACUGAACUUGAGCAAGGGGACAGCUCUGCUUCUGAGCUUUGACGUCUUCAAAAGGACAGCUGCCCUAAACUCUCAGGCUGGGAGGGGAGGGGGAGAGGAUGGGUGUUGUAGUCCAACCAUUAAAAUUUUUCAGAGUUCGACCCUUCCUGUUACUCCAGGUGGCUGGGAGUGGAUCCAGGACUCCCAGUGUUUUUAAAAAAAAAUUAAAGGAAAAUUAACACCCCUAUGCUUAACGCAGUGCUUUCUGGGAAGACAGUGAUUUCACGAGAGAUGCUUGAAUUUGCGGAACGAUCAUUGGCCGUCACGCACAUCCUGUUCUGUUGUUGCCUUGAGGAAAUGGAUCUCCUGUGACACGGGUGCAAGCAGUUGCGGGGAAAGCCCCAGGUUCUGCCCUGUGGUCUUUUGGGAGGUGGCAGAACCAAAUCCCCCCCUUUCCGUGGCAGAACUCAAGAGACCCCACACAGCGCUGGGGCAUUCUUAAUGACCAGGAUUUGGGGAAGGGAAGAAUACGCCAUGAGAUGGCUAUGUGUGCUAAUGCCCAGGGGGCCUGACCUGUGCAGCCUCACUGGCCAUGGCGCUAGAUCUCAUGGAGGAGGUACAACUCAAGAGGAACUUUGUCCAAGGAAUGGGGAAGCCCCGGGGAGGAUGGGCAAUGGAGCAAUGUUGAAUUUGUUGGGGGGGGCAUUUGCCUCUGUGGGUUUGCUGUGAACAGUGAAACAGAAUACUUAAAAAAAAGAAUAAUAAUGAUCGUGGAAUCUCCAGACUCCUUGUAUUGCUGAAAUUUAGGAAUGACUGUGAAGAUUUGUUAAAGAAGCAAAAGAGCUUUGAUUAAACAAAUUUGUGUUGA